CUUCACCAAUCUUUAGGAUUUGAGCAGGAGAAAUACCAGAGGAUCUUUCCUCCCCUCUCUGCUCCUUUCCAUGACUCCCUUCUCGCUUUAAUAGACAGGGGCGGAAAAGACGAAUUCGGAAGAGGAUUAUUCAGUUCAAGGGAAUGAAGAAUUCAGAAUAAUUGUGGUAAAUGGAUUCCAAUAUGGAGCAUAAGAAUAAGCUGUACAGUUGACCUGCUUUGAAGAAACAUACUGUUCUCUUGUGAAAUCUGUAAAAACAAAACCAAUCAAAAUGAAUUCAACAUUACUUUCUCAGGUUGAAAAUCAUUCAGUGCACUAUAAUUUGUCAGAGGAGAGUUCCCCAUUUUUGGCUUUUGAAAAUGAUGAUUGUCACCUGCCCUUGGCUGUGAUAUUUACCUUAGCUCUUGCUUAUGGAGCUGUGAUCAUUCUUGGGGUCUCUGGAAACCUGGCUUUGAUCAUAAUCAUCUUGAAGCAGAAAGAGAUGAGGAAUGUCACCAACAUCCUGAUUGUGAAUCUUUCCUUCUCAGACUUGCUCGUUGCCAUCAUGUGUCUCCCGUUCACRUUUGUGUACACGCUGAUGGACCACUGGGUCUUUGGUGAGACCAUGUGCAAGCUGAAUCCUUUUGUGCAAUGUGUUUCCAUCACCGUGUCCAUUUUCUCUCUGGUUCUCAUUGCUGUGGAACGCCAUCAGCUGAUAAUCAACCCACGAGGGUGGAGACCAAGUAAUAGACAUGCUUACAUAGGUAUUGCUGUCAUUUGGGUCCUUGCUGUGGCUUCUUCUCUGCCCUUCCUGAUCUAUCAAGUCUUGACCGAUGAGCCAUUCCAAAAUCUAACGCUGGAUGCAUUCAAAGACAAGUAUGUGUGCUUUGAUAAAUUUCCCUCSGACUCUCAUAGGUUGUCUUACACUACUCUCCUCUUGGUGCUGCAGUACUUUGGCCCACUCUGCUUUAUAUUUAUAUGCUACUUCAAGAUAUACAUUCGCUUAAAAAGGAGAAAUAACAUGAUGGACAAGAUGAGAGACAAUAAAUACAGGUCAAGUGAAACCAAAAGAAUCAACAUCAUGCUGCUGUCCAUCGUGGUAGCGUUUGCAGUCUGCUGGCUGCCUCUCACCAUCUUUAACACUGUGUUUGAUUGGAAUCAUCAGAUCAUUGCUACGUGCAACCACAAUCUGUUAUUCCUGCUCUGCCACCUCACGGCAAUGAUCUCCACCUGCGUCAACCCUGUAUUUUAUGGAUUCCUGAACAAAAACUUCCAGAGAGACUUGCAGUUCUUCUUUAACUUUUGUGAUUUCCGGUCUCGGGAUGAUGACUAUGAGACAAUAGCCAUGUCCACCAUGCACACGGAUGUUUCUAAGACUUCUUUGAAACAAGCAAGCCCAGUCGCAUUUAAAAAAAUCAAUAAUGAUGAUAACGAAAAAAUCUGAAACUCCUUGGAGUGUAUGGUCCCAGAAGAGAUCUACUUAAAAGCAAGUGUAGCCAGACAUAUAUACUUUCAUUACCUGUUCUCCAUGGAACAGGACUAAAGUCAUUUAAGAAAGACUGAGAUCUCCCUGUCUUGCAUUUUACUGCUUUUGUUAUGGUUGUCAUGAUUACAUUUGGAACAAAAUGUAUGGGUUUUGGCAUCUCCUGGUAAUCAUAUUCACCAGACUUUCUUCAAGUGCUUUUUGUGGAAUUAUGCAUUUAACAACUUUUAAGACUAUAUUUAUUGGAAUGAAAUUUCUCCCAAGUAKAACUAUGAACCAAUUUCAGAAGCCCUAGCGACUGAUACCUUCAUUACAUUGGGCCAUUCUGAGUGUCAGUAGAUUGAGCCACCCUUCUUUAAUGAUAGGUGUCAUUUUAGUCUGAAACAGAGGUGACAGCAUGCAAAAAAUCUACAUUCAGGAUGUUGAACCAAAAAAGAGGUGAAAUUAAUCAGGAGUGAUCUGCUUUUUUUAAUCUUUUUUUUUAAGAGAAGUUACUUUGCUCCUCCUAAUGAAGUAUCACUUAAAUUAAGAUGAGAAUACACAAAAUGCUUUUCAGCUGUGAAUAUCAUAGGGUUUUGGACCACCCACAAGAAUCAGUGGKAAAAUAGUUUCCUAAUUUCAAAACUAUUUUGGAACCUGACAACCAAAGCAUUUCAGGAUAAUUAGUUUAAUAAGUAAAUUAAUAUUGCUACAAAUAAGUAAAUUAUAUUCAUUUGAAUUGAGAGUKAAGAGUUUUUACAUUCCUUACAGGCUGCUCAGUGUUUGUCAAGCUUUUUGGCAUAAACAUAUAAUUCAAAAGGCUUUUCCAGCUUACAAUGUAUUUUCUUCACAGCAGUGCCUAUAGUAGUCGCUCACUUUUAAAUUUCACUGUACRUCUUUCAAAGCAGAGGACACCAAGGGACAAUGUUAAAAGGAUAUUCAUUGUAGCUAGCAGGGAUGAAUACUUAACCACUUCUUAUAGCCCAUGUUAACUUGUAUAAACUGUGUGACUUGUGGAGUUUAUGAAUCMUGCACUACAUAGAGUACUGACUGAGUAGUUGUGUCACCUUGAUAUAUUUAAUUUCAUGUAUCUUGUGAUCACAGUUGAGCCUCAGAAUCAUUUGUAGAAAAGACAUUUUGAAGAACAAGUCAUAUUUUCAAUGUAUUAUACAAAGUAUUAAAUGUAUUUUAUUUAAAAGAAGGGCAAACACUUUCUCUAUUAAAAUUGUUUUUGCUUUUCCUGGGGGCGUGGCGGGAUCUACUGUU
This is a messenger RNA of Urocitellus parryii (Arctic ground squirrel), 2707 nucleotides long. It is a transcript of the gene Npy1r, whose product is annotated as neuropeptide Y receptor Y1. Lineage: Eukaryota; Metazoa; Chordata; Mammalia; Rodentia; Sciuridae. Gene Ontology annotation, cellular component: plasma membrane; neuron projection. The record is from RefSeq and is a predicted model, not a curated record. Gene Ontology annotation, molecular function: neuropeptide binding; neuropeptide Y receptor activity. Gene Ontology annotation, biological process: G protein-coupled receptor signaling pathway.